Cervus elaphus (red deer) is the source of this 5043-nucleotide messenger RNA. It is a transcript of the gene ARHGEF7, whose product is annotated as Rho guanine nucleotide exchange factor 7. The record is from RefSeq and is a predicted model, not a curated record. Gene Ontology annotation, molecular function: protein binding; guanyl-nucleotide exchange factor activity. Bases 175 to 2436 code for a protein of 753 amino acids. The transcript is spliced from 18 exons. Lineage: Eukaryota; Metazoa; Chordata; Mammalia; Artiodactyla; Cervidae.
GGGAGCGCGAGCCGGCCGGACCGCGGCGCCGCCCGAGCCAAUCGCCGUCGCCGGGCUCUCCAUGGGCGAGCGGGAGGAGGGGGCGGUGGGCGCAGCCGGCCGGGCCGCAGCCGCUCCGAGGUGAACGGCGCCGAGACGCGCUCGCGGCGCGAGGAGGCCGGGCGCGCCGCCGCGAUGAAUUCCGCCGAGCAGACCGUUACGUGGCUCAUUACCUUGGGCGUGCUGGAGUCGCCCAAGAAAACCAUCUCGGACCCGGAGGGCUUCCUGCAGGCGUCUCUGAAGGAUGGGGUGGUCCUCUGCAGGCUGCUGGAGCGCCUGCUGCCCGGCACCAUCGAGAAAACGUUUGAGGCAAACGAUUUGUAUCAGGGGCAGAAUUUCAACAAGGUCCUCAGCUCCUUAGUGACGCUGAAUAAAGUAACAGCAGACAUCGGCCUGGGGAGUGACUCCGUGUGCGCCCGGCCCUCCUCCCACCGGAUCAAGUCCUUCGACUCCCUGGGCUCGCAGCCUGCGCACGGCCGGACUUCACAGUUGUUCCAGGGCCAGUACCGCAGUUUGGACAUGACCGACAACAGCAACCAUCAGCUGGUCGUCAGAGCCAAGUUUAACUUCCAGCAGACGAAUGAAGACGAGCUGUCCUUCACGAAGGGCGACGUCAUCCACGUGACGCGGGUGGAGGAGGGGGGCUGGUGGGAGGGCACGCACAACGGCAGGACCGGCUGGUUCCCGAGCAACUACGUGCGCGAGGUCAAGCCCAGCGAGAAGCCCGUGUCACCGAAAUCCGGAGCCUUGAAGAGCCCUCCCAAAGGAUUCGAUACAACUGCCGUUAACAAAGGCUACUACAGUGUGGUGCUACAGAAUAUUUUGGAAACAGAAAAUGAAUAUUCUAAAGAACUUCAGACUGUGCUUUCAACCUACCUACGGCCCCUGCAGACCAGCGAGAAGUUAAGUUCAGCAAACACGUCACAUUUAAUGGGAAAUCUGGAAGAAAUAUGUUCUUUCCAGCAAAUGCUUGUACAGUCUCUAGAAGAAUGCACCAAGAUGCCGGAGGCCCAGCAGAGGGUCGGGGGCUGCUUCCUCAGCCUGAUGCCACAGAUGAAGACCCUGUACCUGGCGUAUUGUGCCAACCACCCAUCCGCGGUCAGCGUCCUCACGGAACACAGUGAGGAGCUGGGAGAGUUCAUGGAGCUGAAGGGCGCCAGCAGCCCAGGGAUUCUCGUGCUGACCACCGGCCUCAGCAAGCCGUUCAUGCGCCUGGACAAGUACCCUGCGCUGCUCAAGGAGCUGGAGAGGCACAUGGAGGAUUAUCACCCAGACAGACAAGAUAUUCAGAAAUCCAUGACCGCCUUCAAAAACCUUUCAGCGCAGUGUCAGGAGGUGCGGAAGAGGAAGGAGCUGGAGCUGCAGAUCCUGACGGAGGCCGUCCGCAACUGGGAGGGCGACGACAUCAAGACCCUGGGCAGCGUCGUCUACAUGUCCCAGGUCCUGAUCCAGUGUGCCGGCAGCGAGGAAAAGAAUGAGAGAUAUCUUCUACUCUUUCCAAAUAUUUUGCUAAUGUUGUCUGCCAGUCCUAGGAUGAGUGGUUUUAUAUAUCAGGGAAAGCUACCAACGACAGGAAUGACAAUCACAAAGCUUGAGGACAGUGAAAAUCAUAGAAACGCGUUUGAAAUAUCAGGGAGCAUGAUCGAGCGGAUCUUGGUGUCCUGCAACAACCAGCAGGACCUCCAUGAGUGGGUGGACCACCUGCAGAAGCAGACGAAGGUCACGUCGGCAGGGAACCCCACCGUCAAGCCCCACUCCGUGCCGUCCCACACUCUCCCCUCCCACUCCAUCACCCCGUCCAGCAAGCACGGGGACAGCAAGCCCGCGCCGCUGACGCCCGCCUACCACACGUUGCCCCACCCCUCCCACCACGGCACUCCACACACCACCAUCAACUGGGGGCCCUUGGAGCCUCCGAAGACCCCCAAGCCCUGGAGCCUGAGCUGCCUGCGACCCGCACCCCCGCUGCGGCCCUCUGCUGCCCUCUGCUACAAGGAGGACCUGAGCAAGAGUCCCAAGACCAUGAAGAAGCUGCUCCCCAAGCGCAAGCCAGAGCGGAAGCCCUCAGACGAGGAGUUCGCACUGAGAAAAAGCACGGCUGCGCUGGAGGAGGAUGCCCAGAUCCUGAAGGUCAUUGAAGCUUACUGCACCAGCGCCAAGACGCGGCAGACGCUCAACUCAACAUGGCAGGGCACUGACCUGAUGCAUAAUCACGUCUUGGCUGACGACGACCAGUCAAGCCUAGACUCCUUGGGUCGUCGCAGCAGCCUGUCCCGUGUGGAGCCUUCAGACUUCUCGGAAGACUCUGACUAUGACAGUAUAUGGACAGCCCAUAGUUACAGGAUGGGUUCUACACCUCGUAAGAGCUGUUGCUCAUAUAUCUCUCACCAGAACUAACGCGCCUCUCAGCUUUCCUUAACGAUGCUUGUCCGCAGCCUGCUUUUCUUAGAUGUUCUCUCGGUUUCUUGUCUCUUAUGUGAUGUUUUAACAACUUUGGGGAGCGUUUCUGCUGUUUCCCACUGUACUUUGUGGGGCUUACUGGCCACGUGGAGUGUCCACGCAAGCGACUGACUGUUGAAAGCGGUGGCGUGUCCGCACAGCCACACCGAGGGUCCUUUGCCCAUGGGCAGUGGUGGUCUCACAGCUCCACGUGGCACGGUUAGGUUUUUUAUUCUCAGCGUAGCGACUGUCUUGUUUCUUUUUAGAUACAGCUGUAUGAACACGUUUGUAUUUUAUACUGAAACCACACAGGUCUGUGAUCUGAGUGACCUAAGCGACGUGGAGGAGACUCUGGCCUUCCAUACAGGGACGUAAUUGUGUGUGUGCGGGACGCGGCAGUCCAGUAGGUGGAGAGAGGAGAAGAACCGUGCCUCCAGAGCCGAGUCCAGACCGGACGGCCGAGUGCUCGGCUGCCCUGGAGGAGCCUCUGUCAGUGCGGCGGGGGUGGGCUCCAGGCCGGGCCGGCGCGCGAGGGGCACAUCCACACCCCGCAGAUGGCUGGCUCCGGGCCCCGCUUCCCCGCAGGCCAGACAGCCGCAUGUCAUCCCCCCAGACUUCCGUUAGUUGGAGGAGUUUCCCUUAGAAGGCGCUUGGCAAGCCGGUGCCCCUGCAGGGCAGGGCGGAAGUCUGGCCUCUGAGGGCAUAGGUCAGGCUGUGUGCGUACCCAGGAAGCCUGGCCGCCCCGACUCCCAGGUCCGAGCCUGCUGCCCGUGGGCACACGUGCUUGUUCUCAGCUGCAGGGAGACUCCCUUCACAGCCCCGGUGGAACAUCACCCUCACUCUUGGUCGUCAUGGUGAUGCAAGUCCCCAAACGUUUACCAAGUUGCUGUGUAACAGACUUAUGAGAACAUUUCAGAUCUGGGGGUGCCCCCAACUUCCUGGGGCUUGUUGUGGGAGCUCCUCACUGCCCUCCCUCAGACUGGCUCCUGCUUCACUAAGAACUGACUGUGCCCUGUGGCACGCACUCAUGGCACCAGUCCACACCCAGUCCACACUGGGGGGUAGGGUGGGGCCCCUCCGCCUCACAGUCAGCUGUGUGUUAGGGACGCCAUGAAGCCGGCCUCAGAAAGCGAGAUGCCAUAACAGUCGGGGGUGGCGUCUUCCCUCCGUGUGGGUGGCCCGGCCCUGUGCUCCCGGCGCCCCGCCUCCUCUAGCACCAGGCAUGCGGGGUUCUGACCUCAUUUGCACGGAGCGGCUGUGUGCCGGUGUCCUGCGCCCCAUGCCCGGGGAGCUGGCCCCGCUGUGCACGGCGCUGGUCCCCGUGGCCCUCCCAGGGUCCCGGCAGGAGCUGUGCUGGAGGGCCAGCGCCCCAGGCAGGGGCUCGUUAGGAAACCAGGAGUCCCACACGUCUGUCGGUCCCCAGGUGUCUGCUGAACUGCUCAUGCCACCUGGCAAGUUCAUAUUUUUGUAUCAGUUAGUGUAAAUAAGAAAGUUGAGGAGCAGUCUUUUAGAGUUAGUCAGAGCCCAGUGUUCGCCCGUUGGGGAGAGGGGUUUAUAUACAUUCAGCCAAGUAGCAAGUGGGAUUAUGGGAGAAAUACGGUCACUGUGAGGCUCAUAUGCUUCAUGUCAUGCAGUGCAUUCAGAAACGUGUUUCACUUCAUGUCACAGCAGGUGAUGUCACAGCCUUCAGGCUCUCACGGUGCAGGGUUUUUCCUGUGCUCAGAGACUGAGUGUGCUGGGCCGGGCGUUGCAUGUGGGGUUUUGGGCCUUGUGCUGUGUGCACCUGGGUUUCUCUUGAACGCCAAAUGUCAUCUGGGUUGUCCUGACAUUGAUAUUCCAAACACCAAAGUUUUCCUGUUUUCCCAUAAUUCCUCUUUGUGCCAAUUAAAGCCAUUUUGACAAUGAUUUUCUGUUGAUUCUAACUAAGAUCACUACAGAAUGACCACCUGGCUGUCUUGUCUGUCUGGGUUUGUUCUGAAGUCUGGCACCUCUUGCCCUUGUGACCUAGUUGGAAGUAUUUGUACCACUGGCUUGAAAGCCAUUCUCAUGGGGCCGAGGAGAAGGCGCGCCAUGGCCAGUGUUUCCACUGUUGCUGAACUUCAGUCAUGAUGAAAUAGUACCUGUGUUUCUGCCAUUCUGUAAUAUCUCUGUGUACAGUUAGUGUUAUAAUGACGGGGGAAGAUUCUGAGCUGCAGGGCAGGUUUAAGCCGUUUCCAGGCCCUUUGCCAAUGGCUCAAAUGGUGUUCCCAUUGAAUUGAUACUUGCCACAAGUCUAUAAGCUAUAUUAUGUGUUUUGCAUAAAACUGCCAAAACACAGGGAUGUGUAUAUAGUGGUGAAGACCUUGAAAAAAGUCUGCGUAUUGUGCUUUUAAUCUGUGAACAGGAAAGCCAUUUUCCGUGGGCGCCUGCCGUUCUGGACUCAGUCGGCUGUGUACCUGGAUGUCGCAUUGUACUGUACAGUAUGCAUAUUCUGUUUGUGGCUGCAUAUGGCAAUGAAGUGUUUGUUUUAUAUUCAAAAAAAGACAUCUGUUAUAUACAGUUGAAAUAAAUUUUGCAUUUGCUAGC